AAUUUAGGCAUGGGGAGUGGGGAUUGGUUAGGGUUAAGGUAAGAAAAGCAGGGUAAGCCAAUCAGAGGCCGAAAAUGCGGGCCAUGAGGCACGUACUGUGACGUUGACACUUCUAGCGGAUCUGAUCUAGCAGCUACCGAUGGCGGUGGAACACAGGCUGCCCAAAGUCCAUCUCUACUGCAGUAACAGAGAGAUGAGAUGUAACUGAAAUGCUGCUGGAUCAUCAGAAAAACAUUUGACGGUGCUAUUUUUGGAGGACACAAAUACAAAUACCAUUAUGGGCCAGCUGUUCUCAUCAGAAGAAGAGCUUUCUCAAGUGAAGGAUGCGAUUGGUUCUCUCCUCUACGACGCCAUGUUGGAGGGCGAUGCAGUACCUGUCCUCGGAGUUGUCCACCCUCUUCUCCUAGCCAAUCACAAUGAGAGCCUUGACUCCCAGACCGCCAGUCUCCAGGAACACCUACAGAAGCUGCAGGGCGACAUUGGGAAGAGGGCGCCAACCUACCUGAAGGAUCUGAUUGGCCGAUUGUCAUCCUUUUCAGAUGAGCCACGCUUGGCCGGCCUUGUGGGAUUGGUGGUUACUAUGGUGAUGGACAUGGCCUACACGUCCUCGAAACAGUCAUCAGGUGUGAAAGGGAAAUCAGUGGGGUCAUCAUCAUGCCAGCAGAGAGUUUGGGAGCUCCAGGAGGUGAUGGAGGAGUACUUGAAGCGCUGCAGGAUCAACCUGAGUGACAAAAGCAGGCUGAUCCAGGACUCCAUUAGACUUGAGGCCCAGCUCAGCCUCACCCUCACCCAGCUGAAGACCUGUCUGCUGGGAGGAGACUGUGACUCCAGGUCUCUGAGGCACUGGGCCAGUGGAGCAGCAUUUCACAGCCAGAUGUUGGUUCACUUGGCUGGUUUUGAGGGCCAGGCUGAGCCCCUGGCUGCAAGGGCCGCUCUGGAGCAAUACAAGGAAGACCUCUCACAGAUCAUACCUGCUUACAGGCGAUACAAGUCUAAUUCAGUGUGUGUUGUGAAAUGUCGAGGGGGUCUAGCAUCAUGUGGCCCCUCUAGCGAGGUGCCAGAGGAGGGAUCAAUGACGGGACUCACUGUGACAGACAGCGAGACAGGAAAGAGUUUGACCAUCCCUCUAUCUGCUUUGAAGACAGAGAUAGGGAGAAGAAAGAGCCUCUCUGGGCUGGAUACCACUUCUGCAACUAUGUCCUCCUCCAUUAACCUGGACUUUAUCACGUCAGAUCAGUACGCCCAGGCAUACCUGCACCAUUUGUUCUCUGAUAAAGGACCUGUGGCAGAGCUGGAGAACUACUUUAUCAAGGCUAGUGGCAAUCUGAGAACAUUGAAAAUUGAACAAGACUGUACAAAUAAAACGGGUGGGAAAUGAUAUAGGACAAAGUUUUGGCGUGCAACUUAAUUAUUGGGCAUAAGGCAUUGAUGGAGAACAAAUAGUGGACAGGGGCAAAGGAGACAAUUGGGGCAAGACGGACAGAAGAGCGAGACGAGACGGAGGAAAGUGAGCAGAGA
Molecule: messenger RNA, 1518 nt
Organism: Etheostoma cragini (Arkansas darter)
Lineage: Eukaryota; Metazoa; Chordata; Actinopteri; Perciformes; Percidae
Exons: 7
Coding region: 278-1378 (366 amino acids)
Source: RefSeq, a predicted model, not a curated record